This is a messenger RNA of Hypoxylon fragiforme, 1758 nucleotides long. RefSeq names its product FAD dependent oxidoreductase. Lineage: Eukaryota; Fungi; Ascomycota; Sordariomycetes; Xylariales; Hypoxylaceae. The transcript is spliced from 4 exons. The coding region runs from base 478 to 1539 and encodes 353 amino acids. Gene Ontology annotation, molecular function: D-amino-acid oxidase activity; FAD binding. The record is from RefSeq and is a predicted model, not a curated record.
UGUAUAGGUAGUGUAGUAUGUAGGUAAUUAUAGCAUGUUCUUUUUCAACGACGCUUACCUACCUAAGUUACCUACUAGCUUAAGCUAGCUAUCGAACGAUUAUCUCGGCAAUGACUCACAAGCCGUUGACGAUACUUAACUUUUAAGAUUCAAAGCCUGUGCAAUCCGUCGCUAAGCGUGGCAUAUUUAAUGAUAUGAUACUCAGAGUUUGCAUUUUCCGCUGUACUUCUAAUAACUGAAGAGUUGCUACUCCUACGUACAUCAUACUGUAUAUCAUCCCCCUUUCAUUUUUGGGUUUGUUUCGUGUGCUCGAGAUUGUGGUUCGAUCCGGGGUGUUUCGAAAAAAAGAAAAAACAAGGAAACAGGAAGCAGGAUCCGGGUUACAGGAUACUUACUUACUGCCAGCAAGGUACUAUACUAACCGAGCCAGUUAGGAACUUGCGCUUCGGGAUAUUAUUCUACGGGUACCUGGCCAAAAUGCCGAAUAUCGUAGUCGUAGGGGCGGGCGUCUCCGGUCUUACGUCGGCGUAUCUCCUGUCGAAGCAGAAGGAUAAUGUCAUCACCGUUGUCGCCAAGCAUAUGCCGGGCGACUACGACAUCGAGUACGCGUCGCCGUUUGCUGGUGCGAAUGUCUUACCCAUGUCGACCGCGGGGAAUAGCUCGUGGGAGCGUCGCACCUGGCCGGAAAUGAAGCGGCUCGCGACCGAGGUGCCCGAGGCUGGUAUCCAUGAAUUGAAGUCUCGCGUGUACCGUCGGGAGAAGGACCUCGAGAAGCUGAGGAGCGGCGGCUACAGCUUCGACGGGCUGUUUCAGGAGAACCCAUGGUACCGGGACCUCUUCGACGAUUUCCGCGAGCUCUCGGCGGAGGAGCUUCCCGAGGGCAUGGCGUCGGGCUGCGAGUUCGGCUCCGUCUGCAUCAACGUCAUGCUCUACCUGCCGUGGCUCCUCGGCAAGUGCAGGGCCAACGGCGUCGUGUUCCGCCGCGGCCAGGUGAAGCACAUCUCCGAGGCGGCGGCGCUGAGCCACACCGGCAAGGCAGCCGAUGUCGUUGUUAAUACGACGGGCUUGAUGUCUUGCCGGCUCGGCGGGGUCAUGGACCAGAACGUCGUGCCGGUCCGCGGCCAGGUCGUCGUGGUCCGAAAUGAGGCGCCGUACAUGAUCACCAAGUCCGGCACGGAUGACGCCGACGACGAAGUCGCCUACAUUAUGAUGCGGGCUUCCGGGGGAGGCACGAUCUUGGGGGGUACCUAUCAAAAGGGGCAGUGGGAGAGCCAGCCGGACCCGAAUAUAGCUAUGCGGAUCAUGCGGCGGGCAGUGGAGAUGAUGCCUGAGCUUACGAACGGAAAGGGGGUGGAGGGCUUAGAUAUUGUCCGCCACGGCGUUGGUCUCCGCCCAUAUAGAAAUGGUGGCGUAAGGAUCGAGAAGGAGAAAAUUGACGGGACCUGGGUCGUUCAUAAUUACGGGCACGCUGGCUGGGGAUACCAGGGCUCGUACGGCUGCGCAGAGGAUGUUGUAGGGCUCGUGAAUGAGGCAUGUUAAAUCCCAUAGUAAUCUGAACGGACGAGGUUAUCUCGAGACUCAGGGAGAUCGACCCACAUUUAUUUUGGGAGUUCAAUAAAUGGAAAUUAUGGAAUGCAUACCGCCCCACAUGCUACGGAUGGUCUAGGCCUAAACUAGCUAGCGCAUGGCAUAGCUGCAUUCUACUCAAGCUACAUAUGCAUAACUAGUUAACUACUUCGUUAUACAUCAAACUGCACA